Closterium sp. NIES-67 is the source of this 2167-nucleotide messenger RNA. NCBI's taxonomy places the organism in Eukaryota, Viridiplantae, Streptophyta, Zygnematophyceae, Desmidiales, Closteriaceae. The record is from the annotation of a GenBank genome assembly.
GAGCAGAAAUACGGAGCACAUACAUUCCGUCCUUCUGGGUUCGCGCACGGCGCUAUGGCCCAAAGAACGGCCCGCCUAGCGUGCAAGCGCCGUUGAGCCGCAGUACAGCCGCCGGAUACACUCAAAGCCGCGCAUGCCUGCAGUCCAUUCUAGGCGUCGCACACCUCCUCUGCGACAUUUCUUUCCACCUCGCGAAUGGAAUCGGGUGCAGUCGAUCACGCGACCGUGCGAUCCGUGAAGACGAAACGAGUCGCCGCACAGCACGGUCCGUCGCACGCUCCGUCGUCGCGCAUUGCCGGAGCAUCGUCGCCUCGAGGCGGCGAUCGCCAUGCGACUCUCUGGAGCACCUUGGACUGCUGGGGCUCACGGGAGCCGGGCUCCCCCCGUUAUAAGCGCCCUCGUGCACUCACAUUCACGCUAAUAACUCUGUUUCUAUCCGCCUUUGUUCUUCUCGUCGUACGAUGGCCGCUCGAGGAGUCCUUUCUGCACUCUUAUCUCGGAACUGGGAGGGCUAGUAACGCCGAUGGAGCUCGAGUCGAGUGCAUCCCUGGCAAUGCAGGCGAGGGCGGCAGCGACCGCGUGUUCGCCAAGAGAGAGGAGGAUCGAGCGGUGCCCAGGCAGCAGCUAGAGCAACAAGAGUCGGAAAAAACCGCGGGAAUAGAGCAGCAAGAGCAGCAGGAGAAGCGGGAGACGCAAGAGCAGCAGCAGCAGGCAGGGCAGCAGGGCGGAGUGCCAGGCCAGCACGUGCAGCUGAGAGUGGGCCCCGACGAGCAGCACGACAGCGGCGUGCCCUCACAGCCGUUCGUGUACAUAUACGACCUGGGCCCACAGCUGACGGCCAAGGUGCUCAAGCUGCCGCUCGAGUGGUACUCGGAGCAGUACGACCUGGAGAAGCACUUAACGGAGAUGCUUAUGAAGAGGACGGACAACCCCGUGCGCACCAUGGACCCCGAGCAGGCGUCGCUGUUCUUCGUGCCGUUCUACGUGUCGCGGUACCUCUUCUCCUUCUUCCACAACGACCAGAAGAACAUGCGCCAGUGCAUCCAAAAGAGCUCGCUGGCGUGGACGAGAGUCCUGGAAGCUGUGCGCACCAAGUUCCCCUACUUCAACCGCACCAACGGCCGAGACCACUUCAGCAUCCUGACGCUCGAUCACGGCCGAUGCCACUCGCUGACCUUCGUGGAUCCGCGGCUGGUGGGCGAGAUGUUCUUCAUCUCUUAUAACGGGGACAAGCUCGUGCGCAGCAACCACGCUGGCACAGACAUCGACAUGCAGCUCCUCUCCUACCAGUACGGGGGCCCAGUGGACCCCUCCAUCCCCGACAUCGCGUGCUACAUGCCGGACCGGGACAUAGUGGUGCCCGUAGUGGUGCGCGACCAGGUGCCCUUUGUGUCGCCCUUCGCGUGGCCGCGCAAGUGGACUGCCAUCUUCCGAUUCGUGGCCUCGCCGCACAAGCAAGUGCUGCUGAGCAUACGAAAGGCCAUCAUACAGGUGGCCAAGAACGACAUGGCCCCGGGGUGGGACAUGUUUCCCAAGAGUGAGGAGAGGACGGACGGAGACUGGCAGCACAGCGUCUUCUGCAUCUGCCCCCCCGGCCACUCCCAGUGGACCAGCCGCCCCUUCAAGGCGCUGAUCUCUGGGUGCAUACCCGUGACAUUCUUCAGGGAGCACGACAACCCGUGGCAGGACACGCUCAACUACGAGUCCUUCUCCAUCAACAUCGACCCCGACGACGUGCCGUCGCUCAAAGAGCGCCUCGCCAAGGCAGACGUGCCGCAGCUGCAGAAAGGGGUGCAGCAGGUGCAGGCUCUCUUCCGGUGGACGGGGUCGUGGAGUGAGGGAGCCGAGUCCAUGCUGCUGCAGGAGCUGAGGGCCAAAGUGGCCUUCUUGCAUCGUUUCAAACAAGGCUGAACCGCUGGAGUCAUGCAACAUGUUCAGAUUUUUUUUUUUUUUUUUUUGUUGAGACGUAUGAAGUACAUCAACAACAUACGUACACCAAGACAUCAUAUGGCAAAAGUUCGAGUUGAGCUUUUGAGCAAGCAGUCUAAAAAAAGGGUGCGUGUUGCGCGUAUCCUUCUCUCAAGGUAAUGAAUUGACCAGAAUAGGGCAUAUAGGGUAUUUUUGUUCACAGUUGUUGGAAAUACCUCGAAGACUUAAGCGUUUCUGA